Andrographis paniculata is the source of this 1845-nucleotide messenger RNA. RefSeq names its product ankyrin repeat-containing protein BDA1-like. The transcript is spliced from 2 exons. The record is from RefSeq and is a predicted model, not a curated record. NCBI's taxonomy places the organism in Eukaryota, Viridiplantae, Streptophyta, Magnoliopsida, Lamiales, Acanthaceae. Gene Ontology annotation, molecular function: protein binding. The coding region runs from base 300 to 1727 and encodes 475 amino acids.
UACUUUCUCUCUUCAAUGCGACAGUAGAAUAUUUGCAAUAGUAAUAUUUUCUGUGGCUAUUUUUAAUCGAUAGUUACUUGUAAUAGUAUUCGAAGAGUUUAUAAGCUCUUGAAUGGCUACAUGGUCUUGGGCAUUGGCGGUUUGUAGAUGAUUGUAUCCGAAGACCAAGACUUGUGUCUCAUGGUUUACAAAUCCAAACACUACACUGUUUCGAUGGCGACGCCUAUAUAAUAAGGAUAUCAUCAAGCUAUGAAAUUUUAUUCAAACACAGAAGCUAGUAAUAAACUUUCCUCGAAAAAAUGAUGGAGGAUUUGGAGAAAAAGUUGUACGAUGCUGCGGUGGAGGGCAACACGAAGACGCUCCAAGAACUGCUCAGACAAGAUCCAAUCAUCCUCGAACGAGCUGUGGCAAAUUGUUUCUCGGAGACACCUCUCCACGUGGCAGCAAUGUUAGGCCACUCGGAUUUUGUGAGGGAGAUCGUUAGGAUCAAUCCGCGGCUGACAAAUGAAUUGAAUUCAAUGCAAUCGACUCCUCUUCAUCUGGCUUCGGCUAAAGGUCAUGUGGAGGUAGUGAGGAUUUUGAUUUAUGUCGAUCCUCAGACAUGUCUGGCUCGAGACAGGAACCAGAUGACAGCUCUUCAUCUAGCAGCACUCAAAGGCAGGAUUGAAGUCGUGAAGGUUUUGCUCGGGGAAAAGCUCGAUGCAGCGCAGCUUUCAGUACAUAAAGGUGAGAAUAUCUUACAUCUUUGUGUCAAACACCAUCAGCUCGAGGCUCUGAAGCUCCUGCUUGACAAAGUCUCCGAUGAAGAGUUAGUUAAUGCUAAAGACUCCGACGGCAACACUCUUCUGCAUUUAGCUGUCGCGCAUAAGCAGGUCGAGACUAUCGAGUUCUUGCUUGGCGUGGCUGCGCUCGAUGCAAAUGCAAAGAAUCUAAACCGAAUGACGGCUUUAGAUAUUCUAAUCCAAAGCAGAAGUGAUCUAAGGGAUGCAGAGAUUCUAGAAUCUCUUAGACAGGCUAAUGUGGAUGGAGUACAAGACUAUGAUCAAGGAUCACGAUUUCAUCAAGACUCGGCGAGCCAAGUCUCAUCUUUUCUUGUCAAUCCUAAUCCAACAUUCCCAACUAAUAUCAGAAACAAGGAGAAGUAUCGAGAAGAUUGGCUAGAGGAAAUGCGCAGCGCGUUGAUGAUUGUAGCUUCACUAAUAGCAACCAUGGCCUUCCAAGUUGGAGUUAAUCCUCCCGGUGGCCUCUGGCAGGACGACAGCAAACCAGGCGAUCAACCUGUUUAUAAGGCAGGCUUCUCAAUAUUUGCGCGGAAUUAUCCAGAAGAUUAUGUAGUAUUUUACAUCUUCAACACAAUAAGCUUAAUCUCAUCUCUCAGCAUCAUACUUCUUCUGAUCAGUGGUUUGCCGGUGACGCGCAAGCUUUUUGUGUGGAUCCUAAUGGUGGUCACUUGGAUUGCAAUUACAGCUACGGCGCUGACUUAUAGCUUGGUUAUAUCAGCUGUGACACCGGCCGAGCGAGGCAAAAGUAUGGAGAAUGUCAUCAGAAUAACAAUAUUAGUGUGGAUUGUGUUGAUGGUACUCCUCCUCAUUGUCCACACGAUGCGCUUGAUCGUGAAGAUAAUUAAAAAGCUGAAAGAAAGACUGUGUGGGAGGCCAAGGAUGGGUUCAGCUACCACGGUUGGUCGUGUUCAGAAACUAUAUGCUCGAUAUGUGAGGUUAUUGUGAAGUGAUAACGAAUGAAUUUGUGUGUGAUUUUGUUGUCGAUAUUUCUCCGCAACUUUUCCGAACAUUUGUAAGUGAAUAAAAUAUAUGGAUAUCAAUGGUUUGAUAGUCUUGUGGUAAA